AUGUCAGUAUGUGACGGCUGGCAUUGCCCAAUAUGUCUCGGCAGCUUCAAGUGCCCAGUACUGGCCUCCUGUUGCGGUCAAAGCUUCUGCCGUGCUUGUCUAGACGAAGCACUUCGUCAGUCUGACGCCUGUCCAAUGUGUCGCUCGCCGCUGCUCUUGGGACCGUUUUCCGUGACCUCGAACCGAGCGCUUGAGGAGGCACUGGCUGCCUUAGCUAUUGCUUCCCAAGGACGCUCUAGGAUCAAGAAACAAAUUGCAACAAACAGUGAUGACGGUGCAAAGACGCGCUCAAUUAUUGUAGUGCAAAACGUCGACUUGGAAGUGCCAACUCCAGUGCCAAAUUUCGUAGAAACGGGAAAUAGUUUAGUGUCAUUGAUUCAUGAAGAGAGAACGCGUUUUCAAUGGGUAAAUGCCUUGAGAUUGUGGCGAAUACGUGACGUAACAAAUUGUCGACGUGGAGCAGCAGGUGAAAGGAGAUGGGAGGUGAGUGAACAGUCGGCAAAACUACGACAAAAGCUACGGCAAUGGCAUUUAUGGUGCAGAGUGAAUUGGACUUCACUCCAGUGUGUCUUCUAUGUGUUUCUAUUCUUUGUUCUUGUCCUCUUUCUUCGUGUGCAAGAAGAAGAUUUUGCAGAGACAACCCGAUAUCUCCGUCGUCCGAACUAG
This is a messenger RNA of Peronospora belbahrii, 666 nucleotides long. NCBI's taxonomy places the organism in Eukaryota, Oomycota, Peronosporomycetes, Peronosporales, Peronosporaceae. The record is from the annotation of a GenBank genome assembly.